Didymodactylos carnosus is the source of this 1425-nucleotide messenger RNA. NCBI's taxonomy places the organism in Eukaryota, Metazoa, Rotifera, Eurotatoria, Philodinida, Philodinidae. The record is from the annotation of a GenBank genome assembly.
AUGCCGUUUCGUUCUCAAUGGCGUGAUUUAUCUCAAUUACAUUCAGAUGGUAUUCCUCUAGAUGCUGUUAGUAAUGAAACGGCAAAGUUAUUUGAUGCCGCUCUAUCACAAUAUAUUGGCUGGUACAAUGAACCACAACUUAACGGUUUAGAGAAUACUUUUGAAAAAUUAUUUGAAUCUGAUCCAAAUUGUGUUCUAAGUCAAGUAUUUUCUGUUGGUGUUGAACUAUUAUCAACAAGUGUACCUUAUCGAAAUUCAUCAUCAUCGAAAUUAGCUCAUUUAAAUCAAACAUUUGAAAAAAAAUUGAGUGAAACAAAUGAUAAAAAUUAUUUAACACUUCAUGUCAAAGCGAUCAAUGAAUGGGCACAAGGAUCGCUCUCUCAUGCAGCCAAUACAUGGGAACAAUUACUUUUAUAUUAUCCACACGAUAUUCUAGCAAUUAAAAUGGCGCAUGAUACAUAUUUCUUUAAUGGUAAUAAGGAAAUGAUACGAGACUCAAUAGCUCGACUCAUACCGAUAUGGGAAUCGAAGUCAACACCAUUACCACUAUCAUCCUAUUUGUAUGGAAUGCAUGCAUUUGGUUUAGGCGAAAAUAACAUGCUAGAUGAAGCACAACAACAAGCACGGAAAGGUUUGGAAUUAAACGAAAAUGAUGCUUGGGCAACGCAUGCUAUAGCUCAUUCCUAUGAAUAUCGAGGUAAUACAUGCUCUGGCAUCGAAUUUAUGUCCUCAACCGAACAUGACUGGUCCAAAUGUGAAUGGUUAUCAAAGCAUAAUUAUUGGCAUUGGGCAUUAUAUCAAUUUGAACAGGGUGACUAUGAAAUUGCCUCAAAUAUUUUAUUUAAAAAAAUAUUAGGCAAUAAUAAUAGCGAAUUGAUGAUGUUGGAUUUUGUUGAUAUUGGUUCAUUGUUUUAUCGUUUGAAAUUAUGUGGCGUUGAUUGUGAAAAUAAACUUCUAGAAAACAAAUCAGUAGAUAAAUUUAUUAAACAUCAUUUAGAUGAUCAUUUGUUGGUAUUCAAUGAUUUACAUUUGUAUUUUCUACUGCAGAAUUCAUCAGAUGAGAAGACAAAAUUUCUAAAAUCGUUAAAAGAAACUAUUGGUGACAAUGGUUUUGAUAAUAAUGAAAAUAGACGAAUUUACGAAACGGUGGGUAAACAUAUGUUUCAAGCAUUGGAUUAUUUCGAAUUAGAUCAACAUGAUCGAGUUGUCGAAUGUUUAUACCCUAUUCGUCAGCAAAUAAUGAACAUUGGAGGUAGUAAUGCACAACGAGAUGUAUUUACAUUAUUAUUAAUUCAUUCAGCUGUACAUUCUCCAGAGAAACAACAUCGAUUACUUGCACAAAGAUUAUUGAAUGAACGAUCUCAACUGAGAGGAAAUACAUCGAAUUUAAUGAAACACUAUACGGACAAAUUGAUUGGCGAUUAA